AUGUCUACGACCCUUUUUUGGAAUUGCAGGGGGGCCCGUAAGAGGUGCACGGGCAACUACCUGCGUCACCUGGUGGGUGACAAUGAGGUGCACUUUGUUGGUCUUGUGGAGACCAAGGUGGAAACUCUUGACCGUGCGGAGGUCGAUAAGAUGAUUGGCACCAACUGGGACUUCUUUCACUACCCCGCGAUUGGCAAAUCCGGGGGUAUCCUUGUGCUGUGGCGGAAGGAUUUGAUCAAGUUUGAGUUGCGGUUUGCGGAUGACCAGGUUGUCAUUGGCUCUAUUACUCCUCCCGACGGACUGAGCUGGGCGGUUGCGGUUGUCUAUGGCAACAAAGACUACCUCCGCCGGCGUAGCAUUUGGCAGAACAUUGGGACCUUCUGUGUUGCGGCGGAACCUGUUCUUGUGGGCGGUGAUUUCAAUUGUUGCCUCGCCCAAUCGAAGAAGAAGGGGGGGAAGCGGGUUACCCCAACUGCCGGCGUGGUUGAGAUGGCUGAAUUUAUGAAUUGCAACGAUCUCCAUGACCUUGGAUUCGUUGGUCCCCAAUUUACCUGGUGUAAUAACAAAGAUGGCAACAGCCAGAUUUGGGUGCGGCUGGACCGUAUCCUUAUGAAUUCUGAGGGCCUUAGCAAGGCCCCGCUGGCGAUGGUGCGUCACAUGGGACGGAUUGCCUCGGACCAUGCCCCAUUGCUGUUCUCUUUGGGGGCCAAGGUGGCCACGGCUCCGGAGAGGUGGGUCCGGUUUGAGGAUGUCUGGACUACUUACCCGGCGUCUUGGCGUAUAGUUUGGCUGAAUUGGAGGAAGACCGAUACGGGCUCCCCUGCGGACAUCCUCAAUCGUAAAUGUCAUCGCACUUUGCGCGCUUUGUAUCAUUGGAGCCGCCAACGCGCUCUAAAUUUGAACAGGAGGAAGACGGAGCUGGAGCGGCGGAUAAUUGAGCUGCAGAACCUAGAUUGCACGCCUGGCGGGCUUGGCCAAGACCUUGAGGAGGAGCUGCGGCGAUGUGUUGGGGAUUUGAAUGAUACCUUGGCUAGAUUAACCAUUUGGUGGAGGCAACGUGCCAAGGUACGGUGGAUUGAACAGGGGGAUGCUAACUCCCAUUUUUUUCACUUGGCCGCCUCGGGACGGAGGCGGGACAACAGAGUGGUGCUCACCUUGCCGAACUGUGACCAGCCGGUCACCGAUCAACGGACUAUCUGGACACUUUUUCGGCAUUCUUUCGGGAUAAAUGGAAGGAUCGACAGGCCAGCCUCACGGGGUGGCCUGAAUUCGGCGAUGCGAGGAAGAUCCCAGCUCACUUAA
Messenger RNA from Dendrobium catenatum, 1302 nucleotides. RefSeq lists its product as uncharacterized. The record is from RefSeq and is a predicted model, not a curated record. Gene Ontology annotation, molecular function: catalytic activity. The coding region runs from base 1 to 1302 and encodes 433 amino acids. Lineage: Eukaryota; Viridiplantae; Streptophyta; Magnoliopsida; Asparagales; Orchidaceae. The transcript has a single exon.